CCAGGUUUAACCAUAUCAGAACUGGAAGGAAUAUUUGCUCACGAGGUUGGACACUGGGUGAAACGUCACAACGAAAAGAACGAUAUUUUCGCCAGCAUUUUUUGCGAGCCCAUUUUAUUUGUGCUCGCGAUGUGGUCAAGAGAGCAAAAGAUGUUGUACCAAGCUUUUCAUUUCUCUCCUUCCGACAUUAGUAGUUUACCGUAUCCUCUCCUCCCUGGCCUCUUCAUCGGAGAACAAAUUAUCUGCAGAGUGCUGGACAAAACCAUUUAUUCCUUCUGGAACAGUGUGGGAUGCGCUAUGGAAAGAGAGGCAGACAUGUUUUCAGUUCCAAUUCGAUAUGCAGAAAAGCUGAAGACAGGAUUGGUUAAGUUGAAGAUGCUUGUUUUGGGUUAUCCGAGCACGGACCCUGUUUACUCGCUUUUUUAUGACCACCAUCCGUCCCUUGUCGAGAGAAUUCGAUCCAUUGAGCAGGAACAAGCCGCUACUCCAAAAUGAACAGGAGCAAUCUUCUGAAAACUAUUAAGGAGGAUACAAAUAUGUACCACCAUUAUCAUUGUCGACCAUUUAAAUAAAUGGCAUAUCUAGCCCUGAAAAAUUUCAAGUUGGAAUUUCCAACGCGUAAAUGUCCUGUAAUACUUAAAU
This is a messenger RNA of Folsomia candida, 642 nucleotides long. Its product is annotated as CAAX prenyl protease 1 homolog. The record is from RefSeq and is a predicted model, not a curated record. Gene Ontology annotation, biological process: CAAX-box protein processing. Gene Ontology annotation, cellular component: endoplasmic reticulum membrane. Gene Ontology annotation, molecular function: metalloendopeptidase activity. The transcript has 3 exons. NCBI's taxonomy places the organism in Eukaryota, Metazoa, Arthropoda, Collembola, Entomobryomorpha, Isotomidae. Bases 130 to 495 code for a protein of 121 amino acids.